Molecule: messenger RNA, 618 nt
Organism: Drosophila albomicans
Lineage: Eukaryota; Metazoa; Arthropoda; Insecta; Diptera; Drosophilidae
Exons: 3
Coding region: 1-618 (205 amino acids)
Biological process (GO): proteolysis
Molecular function (GO): aspartic-type endopeptidase activity; zinc ion binding; nucleic acid binding
Source: RefSeq, a predicted model, not a curated record
AUGGUGUUGUACUCUCGUCUGAAUUACAUCACAUGCGUCACGUGCAAGACGCCUUCGAUCGUUUUUCAGACGUUCACGUAUUCGAUCGUCUUGGAUGUGGCGCUGCGUCACGUCAUCACAUCGUCCUUCCUCCGCUCCGAUUUCGAAUACAUUCGAAAUGACGAGACAAAUUGUCAGAGUGAGGUUAAGUGUUUUCGGUGCAACGAAAACGGGCACAUGUCAAGAAACUGCAAGGCUGCACCUAACAUGAAAGUUGUCUACGAGGAUCGUCGACUAAAAAAGCUGCGAAUCGCUGACGUUGUGGUAGAGGCGCUAGUGGAUACUGGAGCUGACGUCUCAAUAAUUAAAGAGGCAAUGGUCAAUAAAAUUAGUGGCGUCAAAUUACAGCAGAGCGUUUCAACACUACGAGGUCUUGGAAGAGGUAUGACUCGCCCUCUGGGUCAAUUCAAUGCAGAGGUGAAGAUCGACGAAAUGCAGCUGACACACAGGUUCCUAGUUGUUCCGCAAGAUGCCAUCGCCUGUGAUGCUUUACUGGGAUACGACUUCGUGGCAAAGUUUCGAGUGCAGAUGACAGCAGCCGGCUACGAGUUUUCUCCCCCUGCUGGGAGGAAACUGUAG